CGAAACGCGCAUGACAGUGCCCUCCUUGUGACGCCUGCUCGAAAGCACUCGUUCGUUCGUUUGUUCUUCCGUCCAUUCAUUCGUUCCAUCCCGUAACUGACCGAUCUUUCUCGCCCAGUCAGGGCAGGAAGGCAGGAUCACAUCGCAGCAACGUUUCUUAAAUAAGGACUUCACCCUCUUCCUCCGAGCUCUGUCACCACCCCUUCCGACCUUUAAGCACCACCCUUGGCCAGCAUCAUGUCAUCUGCCUCUGCAAGUUCUCGGCCAAAUAUAAACAAACGCCUCAGUAGCCUCCAGGGGACUGAGCAACUUUCCCGCAACACAUCUCGAACCCGGACCAAAACCAUCAGCUACAAUGAUGCGUAUACCUUUGCUCUCAGAGCCGCAUAUCUUCACCACCUCCUCCAGCCUCGGUCAAAGAGAAAACAGUAUGUGCCGGCACCGAAGCCCACGAAGAGAACUGCUAUGAUCGGGGAGUUGUUGCAGGAAUUCUCACCACUCAAAGAUUCAAAGAGCGCCAAAUUCCCCCAUGGCUUCAUGUCACCUCUGGAAAAAAGGAUACAAGGGGUGUUAGUUGGCACGGAGAGGCUUCCAGGGUACAAUGAUGCUGCUGUCAAACGGACUUUUGCAGAGGCGUAUACCGCCUUUACUGAGCAGGGCUUUCGGAGACGUAUGGACAAGGAGAGACGAGUAGAAGAUCUCGUCCUCAUUUUUUACUCAAAUGCCACCAAGUCCUUGCAGAAAGGCAAGGGCCCCGAUGAUGAUUCUUGGAAGCCCCUAGUCGACCGGCACGUUGCCCUCUUUGUCAGGCUGAUCAGCACCACUUUGAAAGACAUUGGUAACGACAAAGACCGACCCGAACUGAUGAGUCGAUUAUCGACGCUGGAGAAAAAGCUGUUGACAAAUGACCAAGACCUCUUUAUCAAUUCAGCAAACGGUUCGGGAGGGUCAACCGUUGAGGUUGUGACCCCAGUCAGUAACGAUGUAAAAGAUAUGCCCAUGGUCCUGACUGUGGGCAGAAUAUUUGGCCUUAAAAACUCUCAGAUUCAAUCUGAUAUUGAUGCAAACAAGAGCAUUUGGACAGAGGAAGCUGCACUCGCGGAUAUCAAGUCCUACCAGCAUUGCCUCAAUGCUCAUACCAAACGAACUCUUCGUAGUGAUGAUUUUGACCUUGAGGAGGGGUACCAGGCGUGGAAGAAAGCAGAAACACCAGAGUUAUCGCAGAUGAUUGCCGAAAUCUUGCAGGCCAGACCGGAGCUCGUAAAGGCAUCAUCUACAACCAAUAAACCUCUGCCAGCUAUCCAAACACCUUCGACUGAGGGAGAACAAGCCUCCCCAGAGUUGGCCAAAACAGUCUCAAACCCUGCGAGCCAAAGGCGGUCACUUAUCUUUGACCCAACCAUAGAAAAGAGCUUUCUGUAUUUGGACGAAGACCCGCCAAAUCGAACGUCCCUUGAGGAAUUGUCGUACACGUUCAUACCACCAGAUCCGCGAGCAUACUAUCGAUCGAUUCUUCUGCAUGCCAUGACCUUCGAUCUGCUCCAUGCUCCACAGGCAACUGAUGGUCCAGCUGCGACGGCACCCCUUUCUCAGGAGUCUAUGGAGCUCCUAACGGAGUUGUGUGUUCGCUGGCGGAUACCUCAAUUUUCUCGAUUUGUGCUGUUUUUAGACGUAGCAGCUCAGAAGUUCUUGGAUCAAGAAAUUGGUCCUGAUGAACUAGAUGCUGCCUUCGAGUUCAUCAAGAAACCACCACCAGAGACCAAACGGACGAAUACACAUUCUCACUCCGCGAGUCUAUCGUCAAUUAAUCAGAGCUUUUGGACUGUCCAAGAUUUUGCUUUGUAUCGUCAAAUACUCACGAACUUACACGAAGCUCUUCUACGCGACCUCUACGAUCUGCUACAACACUGUUACGAAACUAAGCCUCCUUCUCCAGGACCUGUUCUGUUCAUUCUGGAGAACCACAUUUACGGCGAUCCUUCUUUCUCUAAGAACCCAGAUGAACAUCACGUGUACGUGGAACAGUUGACCGAAGGCCUUCGUUCCAAAGCUGCAGCAGUAUACAGAGGUUAUCUGGAGGCUGAAGUACCACAGAACCAGGAAGAGUGGCAAUUCUCUCAUGUUGUUAAGCUCGGUAAGUCUGUCGUGAAAUUGUGUGAGAGGAUUCAGAAGCGGUAUAGAAAGAAUCCCGACAUUAUGGGAGUCAAUCCCUUGACGAUACUUGUCGAAACGAUGUUUCCAAGCUUUGAGAAUGAUGCGCGUGAUCUAAUCGAACGGAUUCUUGUCGUGGCCCAAACGAAGAACUCGGAAGUUGAUUUGGAGGAUGGAUUCGACCUGUACAGAGAACUUGUGGAAAUUCGACGGAUACAUCAUGCCGCUCUCCCCGAUCAGCCCUUCGCGUUUCAUAUCGAGGAUCUCCUCGCAGAUUUCGUUUGGAGAUGGAUUCGUGUGGCCGAUUCAAAGAUGAUAGAACUCAUCGAUCAAGCCAUCAAGCAAGAUCAGUUCCAGGUUCGGUCAGAUAAUCCUGACCGACCGGCCACUGAUGAUGAACGCCACAGUGUGUCUGUGAUUGAUAUCUUCCGCUUGUUCAAUCAGACUGCGGAUCAAAUCUUCCAGCUCAAUUGGGAUGACGAUGUUCAGUACGCAAAGUUCAUGACUGCUUUGUCGAAAUCUUUCGGCAUUGGCCUGGCAAGGUAUUGCGAAGUCAUCGAACAGAGAUUCUCAAAAGAGAUGGACAGGCUGUCUCCUUCUCAAGUGGCAGCUGCUACACAAUCAGCACAGGAGAAGUGGAUGCAGCUUGCAAAAGAUGUCUGGAACAAUAAAGAGAAGAUCGAGCCCUUCCAAUUCUAUCCUGAGUCUUUCGUGAAGCUCAACAAUAUCGAAUAUGCCAUCCAGCAAUUGGACAAUCUAGAGAAGACCAUGAAUGUGGAUGCUUGUGCUGAGGUGUUGGCAAAAGUUGCACCACCUAAGGAGAAACAACGAAGGCCUUCCAAAUACGUCUUUACAAUCAAGAUCGUCGAAGCAGAAGAAUUGAAAGCAUGCGAUACAAAUGGGACGAGCGACCCUUAUGUGGUGCUUGGCGACGAAUAUCAAAAGCGCCUAGCUAAAACUAGGGUGGUGAUGAAAAACCUCAAUCCUCGCUGGGACGAAUCAGUUGAUAUCACGGUGCAAGGAGCACUAAAUAUCAUAGCCACAGUUUGGGACUGGGAUACAUUCGGCGAUCACGAUUACGUUGGGAGGACGUCGUUGAAAUUGGACCCAACCCAUUUCAGUGACUAUAUGCCGCGAGAGUAUUGGCUAAAUUUGGACACACAGGGUAGGCUCUUAUUGCGAGUCAGCAUGGAAGGAGAACGGGAUGAUAUCCAAUUCUACUUUGGCAAGGCGUUUCGCUUAUUGAAGAGGACGGAAAGGGAUAUGACACGAAAGAUUACAGAUAAGCUUUCGCAAUAUAUCAAUGCGUCGUUGUCCCUUGAUGCUCUAAAGUCUCUGAUGUCACGUGGUGGCAUUUCUGUAGCGUCAGUAACGAGUUUAUGGAAAAACCGCCAAUCUGUUGCACCGGCCCUAACCACCAUGGAUGUCGAAAACGCCCUCAAACCGCUAUUCACAUAUUUCGAUGAGAAUUUUGCUAUCAUGAAGCAAACAUUGACAGACGCAUCCAUGGUCAUGGUUAUGACUAGAUUAUGGAAGGAGGUUCUCCUAGCUAUCGAAGCUCUGUUGGUCCCUCCCCUUUCGGACAAACUUUCGAACCAAAGGCCCCUUACACAACAAGAGCUAGACAUUGUAUUCAAAUGGCUAGAACUUCUCUUCGACUUUUUCCACGCUCGGGAUGAUGAGACGGGCGAGGCAAUGGGGGUACCGAUCGAUGUGCUGAAAUCGCCUAAAUACAGUGAAUUGGCAUCUCUCAACUUCUUCUACUUCGACACGACAGACAACCUUAUCCGAACAUCUGAACGAAUGGCAACCGCAACUGCCCAGCGGGCACAAGCACAGCGCAAUCGUCUUUCUGCGCCACCGAGUCUGGGGGCUUCUUUCGGCGGUCUCCUGGGAUCCGCUUCGAUGAGACGGACGAAGAGCAUCAUGCUAAGUCGCAAUCUGGGAACGAUGAAGAAGGCCAAGGAGGAAAAGAGGAAGGAAGCUCAAGCAGAUCCGAGCGAUGACAUGAUCUUGAGGAUUUUGAGAAUGAGACCUGAAGCAGCGCCGUAUCUCAGGGAUAGGAGCAGGCAAAAGGAACGUUUGGCUGCCGCGGCUGCAGCAGAAAUGAUUGUUAGACAAAGUCUUGCCGCUGGUGGACCGAGAUUUGGUGCAAAUAACUUGCCCCGACGUUGAGUUGCGUUGCGUUGCUAUAGGAUGGGCAUCAUGGUUUGCACUGUACAGGCGUUGGUUGAUGACAUGUAAUGAUUAACGAUGGGACGGACGGGUCGGAGUUAGAGAUACCAUUGCUAUCGAUUGAAUAAAUGUUCUACGACGGAUAGUCCAUAAUAAUGAUGUAUGUAUCCUCUUGGGAUCUUGGGAC
This is a messenger RNA of Amorphotheca resinae ATCC 22711, 4513 nucleotides long. RefSeq lists its product as hypothetical. The coding region runs from base 238 to 4326 and encodes 1362 amino acids. The transcript has 3 exons. NCBI's taxonomy places the organism in Eukaryota, Fungi, Ascomycota, Leotiomycetes, Helotiales, Amorphothecaceae. The record is from RefSeq and is a predicted model, not a curated record.